AGGAAACUCGUGUGCAAGGACGCUGGAAACAUGGCGCUGCGCAUAGGCUGUGCUUGCGGAAGAGAAACAGUACUGGGGAUCAGUCGGCGACUCUUGGCAGCGGUGCCCUGGUGUCAAAGUAAUCAGCGUGCCCACCAUACUUCUGGAACCUCCCUAAAGUACAUACCUCGCCGCGCCGUUCUCUACGUGCCGGGCAACGAUGAGAGAAAACUGCAGAAACUGACUUCGCUGAACGUGGACUGUGCCGUUCUCGACUGUGAGGAUGGGGUCGCCCUCAACAUGAAGGACGCAGCCCGGAAAACCAUCCCGAAGAUGCUGGCAGAGCUGGAUCUGGGGCGAACAGAGAAAUGCGUCAGAGUUAACUCUGCGUCCAGCGGCCUGGCUGAAGCCGACCUGGAUGUCAUUCUGCAGGCGGAGGUGCUGCCCACAGCACUCAUGCUGCCAAAGGUGGAGGACACAGGAGAGGUGCGGUGGUUUGUUGACAGGUUUCAACAGUAUUUAAAAGGCAGAGAGCUUAAGGAACCCAUCCGCUUGGUCACCUUUGUGGAAACGGCUGUAGGUCUGCUAAAUUUUAAGGCAGUGUGUGAAACACUUCGAGAUUUGGGGCCAAAGGCAGGUUUUCAUCAUGAUGGCGUUGUCUUCGGUUCGGAUGACUUCUGUGCCAGCAUAGGGGCCACACGCACCAAAGACGCUAAAGAGCUCCUGUACGCGCGGCAGAAAGUGGUGGUCACCACCAAAGCGUUCGGGCUCCAGGCGAUUGAUCUUGUUUACAUCGACUAUCAGGAUGUGGAAGGACUGAGGCUUCAGGCCAGAGAAGGAGCUCUCAUGGGCUUCACUGGAAAGCAAGUCAUCCACCCCAAUCAGAUCAAGGCUGUUCAAGAAGAAUUUGCCCCCAGCCCAGAGAGAAUCAAGUGGGCCUCGGAACUGAUCGCAGCGUUCGAGGAGCAUCAGAAGUUGGGGAAGGGGGCCUUCACCUUUCAUGGUAGUAUGAUUGACAUGCCAUCUCUGAAGCAAGCUCAAAACAUUGUCACAUUGGCUUCGGCUGUUCACAGAAAGUGAUGCAAACCCGAGUUCCUCAGACAUCAAAAUCUGUACCACGCUGGUCGUACCUUGCGCUUCACAUCAACACCCUCAAAUGUACCUGUGCAUUAACCAGCAGCAGAGAACUCUUUGGUUUCAAAGAUCCUUUAAAUUUGACUGUGUUGGAUAUUUAUGUCUAAUUGACCUAAAUCGCUGUAAUUUAUUAUAAUGUUGCAUUACCAUUUUAUGCGUUGAUUUAUUGUUUGUGUGUGCAGUACCCAACCCCUGCCUCUCUCUUGUGUCAGAGCACACUAUUGUCCAUGGCAAAGGUUGUGUGUGCCCAUUGAAAGGGCAACCAAACAGAGCUGCCCUGCAGUCGAGCCUUCAUUCAGCCUGAAGGCUGCUCCAGGGCCCUGCACAUCAAAGUCCUAUUUGCCAAGAAGCCUCCAUGAAUUUACCAAAACCAGCAGAGAGAGAAUACGUCUGUGAGCUCGCUCUAAAUUGUAGGCCUUUGUUUCAGGGGACUCCCUCAAAUAGAAGGCCUGAAUGCAUCUGCGGUGUGGCGCUGGGCUUACCCGCUCAGUGGCACGCCACACGCUCGCCCGCUCACAAACACGUACACAAGGGCCUCUGCAGUUUGUCCUUUUCCCUCUAUGUAAAUAUCAGCAGUUUAUCCUGCUUUCCUUGGCGUUGUUAUCCGGUCAGCAGGUCCCACCUCUCCAUCCAGCUUGUGAAUUGCCACGAAUGCGCCCGGGCGCUGAAAAGACAUGCCGCCGUUGCCCAUUUCAUCAACGUUCCAAGCACACACUUUGUCAAGAAUGGCUCUUUUCAAAUAAAACUCCAGGAUGUCAUUUCCAGUGAAUGACCAUCCUUUCUACCCUCGAGCGUGUUGUUGUUUUUGUAUGUCACAUUUGUCACAAAUACAUCAUAGAGUACACUCCAUUCCCUCUUCUUGCUGCCGGUCUUGGGCUCCCACGGGCUGAUGAGAUCUUUGGAAGAAAUGACUGGGAUGGGGGUGGGGGGAAUGGUUGAUGGUUUAGUUGGUCACUAUGGUAAUGAAGGCCUCUACAUAAAGCGGUGAUCAAUAGUGUCUGUGGCGAGAGUCUCUGGUCGAGCCAGCAGACAGAAAGAUGGAAGUCGCUGCUGUGAGCAACCCAAAGGGCCGACAGUAAGCUGACGGCCUGGCACUCGGCCCACGCUUGUCUCCAGUACCCUCUCCCCUGUGCUCCUUGCCUUUUGCGCUCAUUUAUUUUUCAUUUUCUUUGGAGUCUUCUUUUUGGACUCGUGUUGGACAAGCCCUUUUGCUCUCUUUAAGCAAGUCCUGAAGACUUCCAAUCAGUGUUUGAGGCCGUACUAUCAAUAGGUCAAUGCACAUAGAUGCUGAAAGAUGUGAAUGGUUGUAAGACUCAUCCACAACCAUUUUGUAUUGAAAAACAGUUUUAUCUAUUUAAAAAAGCUUUUCACAUCAUAAAGUAGUAAUAGCGAGAAUAAACAAAAUCACACAAAUGCUUGGGUGAUGCUGACCUCUGAAUUUGUGAUAGAUAUUUAAUUGUUGAUUGAUAUGAAACUAAAGCUGACUUUCGCAAAUUUGUUUUUUUUUUCAUUACAGCUGGUAACCCUGCUAUCUUUUAUUAUUUGCCCCUUUACUUUUAAUGUCAAUUGAAAUUACAUUUAGUAACAGAAUUAAUCCUGACCCAUACACCAAAGGCACCAUUCAUUUUAAUAAUAUCUUGAAACUGAUCUGUGCAGGGUUUGAAAGACUCCACAGAACAGCGAAAUGCUAUUUCUAACUAUUUGUCAUGAUAUUUCUAUUAUGCCUCUAACUUGACAUAAUCUUUUCAGCUCACAAGGCGGAAUUAUUUAAAUACAUUUACUAGUAUUCCCAAAGAGAGUACAAUACAAUUAACACGAAUAGGACCUUACCUAAUCUUGACAGCACUCAAUUAGGCUUGAAACACAGUCCUGAUGGUUAUGUGCUGAGAUUGCUCUCAUAAAUUAUCUGAUAUCAACCCAGCGGAGAAAAUGCAUGUAUGCAAAGUGUUUCUGAGGAAAAUUAAAAGGAAACGUUUUACAUAUUUUUCAUUAAUCUCAAUGGGACCCGUGUGGCAGGGAGGAUUUUGCUCGCCUAAUUUCUCGCCAAGGGAUCUCCCAAUAAUGACUUCAUUCUUUUACUAGACAAUAUAUGACAAACUCAUUUCGACAAAGAUGAUUCCCCUGCAAUAAAAACCAAUCGUUUACAACAGGAGCAGGCGGGAACCAUUUUGCGAAUAAUGUCUAAUUGAAAUGAAAUUGAAUUUAUUGGCAAUAGGGGUAAUGAGUGAAAUUGCUACUCGAAUAAUGCUAUAAAAUGUCGGGUUUUUUUUUUUUUUGCUUGAAGGUUAAUGUGAAUUUGCUAGAAUAACAUUAACAAGAAGUAGAAAGAAUAUUUGCUUCUAAUUUAUUAGCAAAUAUUCCCAUUUAUUAGCUCUUUUGAAAAAGUAUUAAAAAUAAUAGACGAACAAAACACUAAAAUACAAAUAAUGUUACAUUGCUCUAGGGAAUAUUGGUAAUUGUAUUAGAAAGCGAAAAAAUGUAACUUAUUUGGGUAUAGACGCACUUUUAACGCUGUAAUCUCUCUGUAAAAACGCAGAGUGCAUUUAUCAAAUGUCACCAAAUAUGUUUUUUUAAUAGUUUUUAAAAAUUACUUAAAAAUAUUACAAAUGCAUAUUUUGAGCACGCUCUUUAUCCAUCAUUUAUUGUAACAUUGUAAAAUGUAACUUUUUAUAGUGUUGAUUAACGCAUCACCCAUACGACAACAGUGUUUGUAACAUUAAACUUAUUUCCACAACAAAGCAUCUAAAAAUAUCCCCUAUUUCCAUCAUUUUCAAGUAAUAUAACCUGUCAACACUGUUAUAUUUUGAAUGUUUUGGUGGAAUACUGAUGUGUCUGCUUGAGUGAAGGAUAGCUCCCUCUGAAUAAGCAGAGACUUUGAGCUGACUCUUUAUUUGAAAUGGAGACAGAUCAAAGGACAAACCCCAGCAAACCUCCUCCGCUCUUUUGUCUGCGGUUGCUAUGGCUUCGAGUGGAGGGGCCAAGUAAAUCAGACUCGUUACAGUGCGACAAAAAGUCUCAAAAAACGUUUUCAUUUUUUGUUGGCCUGACCCUGCAGCCUUUAUAUUUAUUUUCUUGUCAUGAACUAUUAUUCAUUAUUUCAAAGGCUCUGUUUGCGCCUUCUUGUUUUCUCCAUUUAAAGGUCACAACGAUGUAUUCAUUAUAGCCUAUUCAUUUUUUAUUAGCCUACUGUAGUUUUUAAUAAUGCUAAUCUAAAUGUAUAUAAUAAGAAUACUUUAUAUGUAAACAUUUUGAAGCAACUUCAAAAAUGUUAUAUGUUACUAAGUUACGUUUUUGAACAUGUGAAUGACUGCAUCAUAAUUUUUUUAAAGUUGUUCCUGCACCCUGAUGAUUAUUUUUAAAUAUUUUUUUGCACUAUGGGCAGAUGUAAUUUCCACCUCACUGUUCAGUCUUAGGAGCAACCCAUGGGUGGAUUCCCCAAUUACAGGCCCAUGGCAGCCCCCUUUCAAAUCCACUUUUCCUUCUGUUAUGACAAAAUUGUGCAAUUGUCGCGUAGCCUCCAGGAUAAUCAGAGCAUCGUGGUUUUAUGUAUAUUAUGGCGGCUGGCUCAUUAUCACAGAACUGCUCAUGAAUUAGAGAGAAAUUAAAACAAUUGCGCGAUAUCUUUCAUGGAUGCGAUAAAACAGAUACGCUUUUGAGUGCUGGUGAGCUUGCUGUGUGUCUUGACUGCUUGGCGCAGCUAGUACCAUCUCACCCACUGGCUUUCUGAUGAAAGAAGAACAGAACUUUAAGAAGUGUGCCGCCGGAUGCUGUCAAAAUUGGGGCAAAAAGAGAAUGGCUGUUCAUAAAGGCGACAUUUAUUGCUUCUUGGCUGUUAAGACUUUUGCUGUUAAACCCCCCUUUGAACAGUGCAGAUGCACCCAGACAGACCAAUCGAGAGGAAUAUAUGAUCAGUCUGCUCUUAGGUUGAUACGGUUAUGUAUUUAUCCUUUAUUAUAACAGGUGUACUGGAGAAAAGUCACAUUUUUAAUUUGAACCUGUAUUUAAAUUAGACUAACUUUGCUGUAAGUUUGCAGUUUUGCCUGUUACUUGCUGUCGAUUUGAUUACUACUUAAUAUUUUCCUUUAGAACUGUUUUUAUUUUGAGUUAAACUUUACUUUAAUCAAAAUUAAAACACAUAGAUUUUUUAUAUUCGUAAUGAGCAAGACGAGACUGGUCUCAUUACUGGCAUUAUACAAUGGAAAAAUGACAUUCUUCCUGAGCAUUUUUGUUUUGUUUUUUAGUAAAAAUAUUUAAAACGUCUUAAAUUACGCUACAUUUUCCAUAAGAUAUUUAGUCUUAAUAAAAUAUAAAAACUAGGUUUAUGUUUAAAACAAAAUUGUAAAUUAAAUCUACAGUAAGUUACUGGCAAACCUGCCGCAAAACUACAGCAAAGUUUUACAGUGUAUAUUAUUAGCAAUAAAAUAAGUCAAAAAAGGCCUUAUUGGUUCAGUCAUUGCCUCGUCGUCAAAUAUUUUCCCGUUUUACACAUAAAGUUGGUCUACACCCUAAGCGUGUAGGCUACUCUCUACAGCCUCGGUACAUCUGUUGUGACUGUUACCACCAAUUCCCUUUCCAACUCAUUGAUUUAACUGUCAGGUAUCGAGUCAUCCUUGUCGCGCACGUGAAACUGAGUUGCUGGUUGAUCGCCUUUCCUUGAGAUAAGUUCUGCAGAAGUCGUCUUACCGUGUCCACCUGACAUGUGCUGGGUGUUUAACAAGCCAUAGCGGAAACGCAUAAACCUCUUAUACCUUUAAAAAUAAUUUUGUUUCUUUGUAAAAAAUUAAGCCCCAUUAGGCCCCGUAACAAACAUAACAAGCUGAGAUCAUUUAUGUGCACUCAAAAUAGCACAUGUAGGCCUACUGUAUAUUUAUAUAUAUUUUUUGUAUAAUUAUAAUACUGAUCUAUUCAUAUUUUCAUUGUCUUUUUAGUAGCAUUAAAAAACCUCCCCGAAUAACAUGAACUCACGUCUGAUUUUUAAAAUGUAAUGAAGUUUAGAUGAUGAACUAUACUGCGUGGACACAUGGGUCCGAUGGGACACCUAAACAUUAGCCUAUCUGUGUUCAGUGUGAUGUUUUUUUGUCAUUAUUCUCUUCGAUAAUGAUUUAAUUAGGGGUAAAUACAACUUGUAAAUGUUUCAAUGAAAUUAUUUCCUUUUGGGUACUUCUGUUUUAUUUUUCUUUGAUAGUUUAGUUUUAAACUGCAUGAAAAAAGUCUUCUGGUAUUUUUAAAUAUAUAUAUUUAUAAAAAAAAUCAGAAAUUUAUUUUCUUCCAGUAUUUUUUUUUCAUAGAUCUGUUCUUUUAACAAGUUUAGCGCGUGCCUGUGUUUGCACAGUCGAGCUCUAAAUUGUAGUUUAUGACAUCAUCUCUGCUAAUCCAAUUAAACAUGUUUGUCCUAUAGACCCAGCACUUUGAAUGAAGAGUGAAUACCACUGUUUAACUGUUAGGCGGCUGACAAUUUUAUGGCUUUGAAUGAAUAAAAUACAUUUAAUUUGUUGAACCUGCAUUCGUGCACCGUGCUCCAUUACUUUUAUUGUAUUACCUAUUUUGGAGGAAAAAUAUUUUUAGGUGAAAUUCGUGGAUGCGUAAAUUAAUUUAUUGCAAAACACAUCAAACGCAAUAACGUCUU
Triplophysa rosa is the source of this 6739-nucleotide messenger RNA. RefSeq names its product citrate lyase beta like (gene clybl). The coding region runs from base 31 to 1059 and encodes 342 amino acids. Gene Ontology annotation, molecular function: (S)-citramalyl-CoA lyase activity. The transcript has 8 exons. The record is from RefSeq and is a predicted model, not a curated record. Gene Ontology annotation, biological process: regulation of cobalamin catabolic process. NCBI's taxonomy places the organism in Eukaryota, Metazoa, Chordata, Actinopteri, Cypriniformes, Nemacheilidae.